Molecule: messenger RNA, 2413 nt
Organism: Geodia barretti
Lineage: Eukaryota; Metazoa; Porifera; Demospongiae; Tetractinellida; Geodiidae
Source: the annotation of a GenBank genome assembly
CACAAGGGCUGUUACGUGCGUCGAUGGUGGUUCGUUUCUUUCCCUCAAGAGAAUCAUUCAGCCGGCCGGCUGCAGAGGCACCGUAUCAACGACGACAGCGUUCCAGAGCUGAGCCAAAUUGCAAAUUACAAGUUGCCAGAAGUCUUGAUGAAGUUCUCCACAUCCGCAUACUUUCUACUUUGCGGCCUCCUUCUGAUUUGGCAAGGGACCAAAGCAGCAGAGGUUCGCUGCUUCCCCGAGGUACACUGCGAGGGAGAACUCAUACAAACUGUAUUUACUCCAAGAGAGUGCUGUAUUGAGAAUGCUAUUGGUAUGUCAUACGACUACAGUGGACAGAUUGAGAAAUGCCACACUUGUGAAGUUCUAGGGUGGAAGCAGGCUCACGUCUAUGCCAUUGAAGACUCUGUCAUUUCAAUCCCGUUUGGAGCAAACAGAGGUGCUGCGGAAUCACGAUACAUUUUCAACGUGGAAUACAUCUCCAACGAAGCCAACGCCACUAUGCUUGACCAGACAGUUUUGACUUCGAUUAUAUACAGUGCCAUUGAUAUGGAGGUGAAAGUCAGGCUACCUACAUACAGCAGUAGUGACAGGUACACCACCAAGAACUCCACACUUAGGAUCGCCAAACAGCUCCCUGCAUCCUUCAGCGAAGCACAAUUCAUCUAUCCUGAAGAGGUCACCCUGCAUGUCAUUGUUCCAGCAGUGAGUUUUGAGAGGAGUAGCUACAGCAUCGAGUACUCUGAGAACAUGGCAGUUACUGUCUGUCUCUCCUACGACAACACUGGAGGAGGCCACGCCCAGUUCAGCGUCAACGUCUCGGUUACUGGACAAGGUGGUGGUUUUUCCAAGACACACAGAUUUGGCUUCACCGCACACUCUGGAAGUUCUUGUGACUCUGUCUCUCUCCCUCUCUCUGCCAUCCACGACCCCUUCACUGACACCGUCUUCUCAGUUGCCAUAGUACACCAGGACCAGCCUCCAUUUGAUCUGGGACCUAAUUCUAGUGUCAGUCUUACCGUCAAAGCUCUGAUAGCUACAGUGCCAGAGGUGCAAUUUGAGGAGAGUCAGAAGAACUACACUCUCCCAGUGACUUCUAUUGAGACUUGUCUUGUCAGAACGUCACCGAUGAGAUGGACAGUACACUGCCACUUACUGUCAAUGUCUCUCUAUCCAGAGGUAUGACUUCUGCCUCCCAAGCAGAGAUUCUCUCCGUUGUCUUUGCUGAAAAUAGCACAAGGUCCUGCCUGAGCCUUACCCUUACACCAGCAGAGGUUGAACAAAAGCAGAGCUUCAAACUAGUCAUCGUUGCAACAAGAAGUGGUCUACCAACUUUCAAAGUCGGGUCUCGUUCUUCUACAAUGAUAGUAGUUGGAGAGAGAGAGGGAGAGGAUGUGGCGGUGGACAUAGGAAAUGGUGAGGCUCUGAAUGAGACAGUGGGAUACUAAUGAAUGCAGGGUUUGAAUAAGACAUCCUGUGGGUUAAUGAUAAUAUGUGCAUCCUGUGGGUUAAUGAUACGUGGGAUUGUGGUAAUGUGGUGAUUUACAGUUUGUUGUUAGUAUAUAUUGAUGUUGAGAGUCAGUGUACGUAAAGCAAAGUCGUCGACCAACCCUCAAUGGUCAAUACCAACUACUGUUACGAACGUGGAUAAAGCAUAAUACUCAUGCUUAUGUGCUACUCCAAAACACCUCAUGAGAUGGCUACGUUUAGACGAUAAUUAUUGUUCAUGCCUCUAGUAUGCAAUAAGUGGGCAAUAGCUGGCCCAGGUAAUAAUCCCAUUGGUUAGAACUUCUGAACCAGCAUUUAUGUACCUAUAGCUCUCUCUUUAGGCAGUUAUUAUAGCACGAACCAUAGUGUUGCAUGCGUGUCAAAAAUCAUAUGGUAGCAAUAAUGUUAUUCUGGAUUUCUCCCUCCAUCUCAUCCCUGUCUCUCAAAGCUGGUCUAGACCGAGACUCUAGUGACAGCUCUGGUCCAGAUAACUGGGUCAUUGGAGUGGCUGUUGCAGUCCCGGUUCUCCUGCUACUGGUUAUCAUCGCCACCACCGCCAUCAUUGGUGCUCUGGUCUACCACUUCAAACAUCCAGCAGUACCACAAGACUCGCAUAUUCCUCCUGAAAAAGCAUAGCUUAUGUAUGAUUGUCGGUGAAUCUCUGUAUGAACAAGUGCAAUGCAGUCAGUUUUAUGAUGCACAUGUUGUAAGUGCAAAGUAGGGUUGGGAAUGGAAUUAUCACACCCGGAUGCAUGCAGUGCUUUUUUAUAUAAUAGCGCUGCUUCUUUUGUAUUAUUAUUUAUAGCUAUGUUGUUGAUCGUUUAUUAAGUGCUAGUAUUGUGUCUAUUGCAAUAAGUUUAUUUCGUUUCCUCCUUUCUUGUACAAUGAAAUGUGUCAGUCGCAGUGUACACUCUACAACUAAAGAUAG